Molecule: messenger RNA, 943 nt
Organism: Trichomycterus rosablanca
Lineage: Eukaryota; Metazoa; Chordata; Actinopteri; Siluriformes; Trichomycteridae
Gene: myf6
Product: myogenic factor 6
Exons: 3
Coding region: 23-709 (228 amino acids)
Biological process (GO): positive regulation of myoblast differentiation; positive regulation of skeletal muscle fiber development; muscle organ development
Molecular function (GO): DNA-binding transcription factor activity, RNA polymerase II-specific; protein dimerization activity; RNA polymerase II cis-regulatory region sequence-specific DNA binding
Source: RefSeq, a predicted model, not a curated record
GGACGUCCAGGCCCAGAGCAACAUGAUGGACCUUUUCGAGACCAGCUCGUAUCUCUUCAGCGACCUGCGCUACCUGGACCCUGACCACGCCGUCGCCGGCCUGCAGCAGUUGGACGUCCCGGAGGUCUCUCCUCUGUACGACGGGAACGUCCCGAGCCCCGAGUCCCCCGAGCGGGACCAGGACGAGGAUGAGGACGACGAGGAGGAGCACGUCUUCGUCCCCACGGCGCUGAAGCCGCACUGCGAGGGUCAGUGUCUGAUCUGGGCCUGUAAGGUCUGUAAGAGGAAGUCGAGACCGACGGACCGGCGGAAAGCCGCCACGCUCAGGGAGAGGCGCCGGCUGAAGAAAAUAAACGAAGCCUUCGAGGCUCUGAAGAAGAAAACGCUGCCCAAUCCCAAACAGAGGCUCCCCAAGGUGGAGAUCUUACGCAGCGCCAUCAACUACAUCGAGAAGCUGCAGGAUUUACUGCACGAGCUCGACGAGCAGGACAAGAACGCCGAGAAACGGAACGGCAAACAGAACGACGUCGUUAGUGUCGAGUCUCGCUGGAAAAACAUGUGGCAGGAAAACACCGAUCAUUCCAGUGCAGAGUCGUCACAUCACAGAGAAGGUCGUGUGGCGGAGUCUCUGGCGUCCAGCAGUCUCCGGCGCCUGUCCUCCAUCGUGGACAGCAUCUCCAGCGACGACACCAAGACGAAUGAGGGGUGAUGAAUUCAUUUUGGGAAUGCGUGAAGAAGAGACGGCUCACAUUUCCAUUUUCUGUCUCCUCUGGAGUUUCAGCUCCGUCGUCCGUCCGUCUCUCUGUGUUCCGACCGCCGUUCUGCACCAGAUUCCAGAGAUUUAGUGAGAAUUCCUGCUUUUUUCCUGACGAUUCACUUGUACAUAUACUGGGAAAUAUUACUUUUAAAUAUUAAUGUUAAAGAUUUUAUAUUUAUGACUGAA